AUGAUAGGACUAAGACUACGUUUGGUUGGAGGAAUAGAAUGGAAAGAAAAAGCCAUUCCACUUAGAAAAGGGCUUUCCGUGGGGGGCUGUGGAAUUGCUUUUCCAUUCAGCCCUGAUUUACGUUUUCUCCAAAAACUCUCUGAUGCCCUAGCCUCCAUUUCUUGCUCGGCCACCGAGCUCCAGCCAUUGACCAUCGACCUCCAGAGCACUCCUCGCUUCCUUUUUUUUUUCUUCUUCUCGAUCUCCGGCAAGAGAGGUUUGGCUCGAUUCUUCUCGAUCUCUGGUGAAGAUCCAAGAGGUUUGGCUCCGAUCGAAACGAAAAAGUUCUCGCGCGGCUCGAUUCUUGGCUCGCUUCGUUGCUGCUGCUGCUGCUUCUUGGAUCUUCACCGGUGCCUCACUACUGCUGCUUCUUGGAUCUUCACCGGCACGAAGACGAGUUUGGCAUCAUCAUCACCAGAUGAUGAGGGAGGUGAUAAUCUCAGUGGUGGUCCACUAGUGUCGUUUGUUAAUGGUGCUUGGGUGGACCAAGUUUUCGAUCUGAAGCCAUCUUUUGAAGCAAUUGUGAAAGGGUCUUAUAAAGCUGAUAUCAGAACCCUUGACUUUGUAAACAAGUUGUUUUAUUGUAGGAUAAUGGCUCACUUAGGAUUAGUUAAAAGUGAAAGUUUGAAAAGGUAAGUGAACACUUAAGUCGGGCUAUCGGUGAAGACAUGACGGAAAAACAUAGCCGGAUUAGGGAUGAGCUACAAAGGACCACAACCAUUAAUGCAAUGGAGCGACAUAAGGUAGCUCAGACAAUGAUAAAGGAUGAUGCUUUAGUUUCUUACGUUUUUAGUAUCCCUGAUGAUGAAAAAGAUGAGUGGGCUAAAGCUUGCUUACUGGUAAUAUUUAGGAGUGUUUGUUUAGUUUCAGUGGAAAAACAUAGCCGGAUGACCUUUUGAUAUAGUGGUGUAUGUGCUAUGCAUUUCUCUUUUGAUAUAGUGGUUCAUGUGCUAUGCACUUUUCUUUUGAUAUUGUAACUAAUUAGGAUUAUGCUUCACUUUGUUAAAUUGUAUUAACUAGGAACUUGCUUCACUUGGCAUAUGACUAUAUUUUGGGAUUAUAUAUGUAGUUGAAUGA
Messenger RNA from Morus notabilis, 1116 nucleotides. RefSeq lists its product as uncharacterized. Lineage: Eukaryota; Viridiplantae; Streptophyta; Magnoliopsida; Rosales; Moraceae. The record is from RefSeq and is a predicted model, not a curated record. Bases 1 to 675 code for a protein of 224 amino acids. The transcript has 4 exons.